Messenger RNA from Salvelinus fontinalis (brook trout), 5312 nucleotides. Its product is annotated as rho GTPase-activating protein 12-like. The record is from RefSeq and is a predicted model, not a curated record. Gene Ontology annotation, molecular function: protein binding. The transcript has 20 exons. Lineage: Eukaryota; Metazoa; Chordata; Actinopteri; Salmoniformes; Salmonidae. Gene Ontology annotation, biological process: regulation of GTPase activity; signal transduction. Bases 324 to 3044 code for a protein of 906 amino acids. Gene Ontology annotation, cellular component: cytoplasm.
CUGACGAAAUUGGCAGAUAGGCAAAAGCGGGAGCGAGCACAGACGGGAACGUCAGGGAAAAGUGGAACAAGGCGGAGAAAGUGUGUAGUUAGUGCGGAUACCUUGCUAGAAGUGUUGUAACUGAUGACGGUGUAGUGUCGACAGGGAGGUCGAGGCGAAAAGACAAGACGAAAAGUUUAUGGAAUUAUACCCUCUUCACAAUUGCUUACUUUGACAAAACAAGGAUUAUUACGGCCAGAAGACAAGCUGUACGGUGGGCCAUGCAGAGCCAGCCUGUGUGCCUGCAACGGUGAGCUCCAGCACCAGCCAACGUUUUCACCGUGAUGGCAGCAGAGCGGGAUGGGCGGGGGUGUGAGCUGCCCAUCGCCCCGGGCCAGGUGUACAUCGAGGUGGAGUAUGACUACAAUUACAAGUCCAAGGAGCGCCAGGUCUCCAUCCACCAGGGAGAGUGUUACAUGCUGGUGAAAAAGACCAACGGGGACUGGUGGCAGGUCAAGAAGGAGGAGGGGGCCAAGGCAUUCUAUGUCCCAGCGCAGUACGUCAGGGAGGUCCGCAAGGCCCUCAUGCCGCCUCCCAAGCCCCUUCACCUGGGUCAUCACCGUGGGGGGAGCGGGGGGAACCCGGUGCGGGUCAAGCCCAUCGUCCUGGACAUGGGCAGAUCUAACGAGAGCCUGAAUGUGACCAGUUUCAGUCGGCCCUCUCCCUCCUCACCCUCUCCCUCUUCCUCGUCGGGGGCAGCCCUCACCCCUCCGAGGCAGCACAGGGAUGCCAACCAGAACCCUGGUAGAGACCCUGGCAGCCCCACCGACCACGACAGGGCCUUGGUAGAUGUCCUCCAAAACACCCACCCUCACGUUCCUGGACGGGGAUGUAACACGCUGCCCCGUGCCCGUGCAACCUCCCCUGAGCUCCGCAGGGCACCCCUGGACGUGGACAUGCCUCCGGGGCCCUGUGACUCGGAGGGGUCGGAGAGACGCAACGACUCAGAGUCUGGAGAUGAGCUGAGCAGCGGUUCAAGUGAACACUUGCAGACUGUCUCUCUGCCGGGUCAGGGUGGUCGUCCUGAGUCUCCUGUCUACACUAACCUGCAGGAGCUGAAGAUCUCUGGGACCAGCCUGCCCCCCGACCCCUCCAGCUCCCCACAGCAUGUCCUGGGGGACUGGGAGACACACAAGGACCAGAGCGGCAGACACUACUACUACAACCGUUCCACCCAGGAGAGGACAUGGAAACCUCCGCGAGUCAGAGACGCCAGUAGUGGCAGCAGCAGCCGGGGGGAAUCCCACAGCAACAGCACUGGGGAGACGGAGACGACUCCGCCGCUCUCUCUCUCCCCGUCCUUCCUUCCUCCCCUCUCGCUGUCCAUUGGUCGGUUCCAGCCUCUGUUGUUGGAGGACAACUGCCACAGCACGUAUUCUAGCCAAUUAGACAGCCAGUACGGCUACCCGCCCCGGGGUUGGUCAGAAGAGCUGGAUGAGCAUGGACACACUCUGUAUGUCAGUGAUUAUACUAAUGAGAAGUGGAUAAAGCAUGUGGAUGAACAGGGCAGAGCCUACUACUACAGUGCUGAUGGCUCCAGGUCAGAGUGGGAGCUGCCCAAGUACCAACACUCCCCCCCUCUACCUGGUAGAGGAGACCGGACCCCUAAGAGCCACAGUCUGGAUAGGAAACACGUGGCGCCCAUCGUCCUGACCAAGUGGGCAAACAGCACCAACGUGCUGGACACCAACGACAAGCGGCUCAUCAAAAACAUCAGGCGUUUCCGUACAGGCUCUGGUCGCCCCCACCCCUACAGACAGACACAAGACGGUGCGUUGGGCCCCAAGGUCCCUGGCUCUCCAGACUCUGACUCCUCAGACCCCUCGUCCCCCAAGCCCCCUACCUCCCCUUCGGAGAAGUGUGGAAUUCUCAACGUGACCAAGAUCACUGAGCAUGGAAAGAAAGUAAGGAAGAACUGGACGUCGUCCUGGACGGUUCUCCAGGGCUCCUUGCUGAUAUUCGCUAAAGGCCAGGGGGGUGGGACCAGCUGGUUUGGAGGAAGCCAGUCUAAACCAGAGUUCACUGUGGACCUGAGAGGAGGAUCUAUAGAAUGGGCUUCCAAGGACAAGUCCAGCAAGAAGCAUGUCAUUGAGGUGAAAACCCAUCAGAGUACAGAGCUGCUGAUCCAGUCAGAGAACGACGGUGUCAUCAAUGACUGGUACAGGGCACUGAUGGACACCAUCAGCACACACGCCUGGGAGUCAGAUGAGGCCAUAGAGGAGGACAUGCCAGAGUCUCCUGGAGCGGAGAAACAAGACAAGGAGAAAGAGCACAGAGACUCUAAGAAGAGCCGAGCCAUGAAGAGUUCCACCAGUAUGGACGCCUCGGACAACAAGAAGACCAGAAUCAAGCUGAAGAAGUUCCUGACACGCAGACCCACUCUGCAGACAGUCAGAGACAAGGGCUACAUCAAAGACCAGGUGUUUGGCUGCAGUCUGAGUGACCUCUGUCAGAGAGAGAACACGUCCGUGCCAAGCUUUGUCACGAUGUGCAUCGACCACGUGGAAAACAACGCUCUGAAUGUGGACGGGCUGUACAGAGUGAGUGGGAACCUGGCUGUCAUCCAGAAACUACGUUUCGCUGUCAAUCAUGAUGAGAAGGUGAACCUGGAGGAAGGGAAGUGGGAGGAUAUCCAUGUGAUUACAGGAGCGUUGAAGAUGUUCUUCAGAGAGCUGCCUGAACCCCUCUUCACAUAUGGAUUAUUCCAUGACUUUGUCAACUCCAUCAAGAUCCCAGACUACAAGCAGCGUGUCCAGGCCAUCAAGGAGCGGGUCAGACAGCUGCCAAAACCCAACCAGGACACGAUGCAGGUCCUCUUCAAACACCUCAGGAGGGUGAUUGACCACGGCGAGGAGAACCGUAUGACGACCCAGAGCGUGGCCAUAGUGUUCGGCCCCACCCUCCUCAGACCCGAGACAGAGACGUGGAACAUGGCGGUCCACAUGGUCUAUCAGAACCAGAUAGUAGAUCUCAUCCUGCUGGAGUACGAGGGCAUCUUUAGGUAGACACCAGAGGGGUGACCUUUUCCCUAAGUACAGGUCUAGGAUCAGUUUCCCUUCCCACCCAAUCAUAACCUUAACCAUUAGUGGAAGAGGUGCUAAACUGACCCAAGAUCAGCGUCUAGGUGCAACUUCACCCUACACUGGUAGAGACGGGAGGUGAUGUUCACUUGGAACGACACGCUAACGGGACGAAACGGAGAGGGACUACGUGAACUUGUCCAAUAAGAAACACUUGUUUUUGUCUUCCGUUGUCAAAUGCGUCGUAACGUUGUGCUGUAAUGACUCCAACCCAGGCCUCCUCUCUGAACACCAUCACCACCAUGACUAUGCAGAGCUCUCAACCCAACCCAGGAGAGACCUGUCCAACUCACCCCCCUCUAGCCCGAAGUCAUUCACGCCUCAGAAUCCGUCUCCCACCAACCAAACCUGUAAGACAAGGACUUAUUAUACACAACUAAUAAACCCAAGUUGAGACUCUUAGCAGCAAACAUGGAAGAUGCCUCUCCCUCCUGCUCUUCUCUCAGCCAACAUGGAAGAUGCUUCCCCCCCCUGCUCCUCUCUCAGCCAACAUGGAAGAUGCUUCCCCCUCCUGCUCCUCUCUCAGCCAACAUGGAAGAUGCUUCCCCCUCCUGCUCCUCUCUCAGCCAACAUAGAAGAUGCUUCCCCCUCCUGCUCCUCUCUCAGCCAACAUGGAAGAUGCUUCCCCCUCCUGCUCCUCUCUCAGCCAACAUGGAAGAUGCUUCUCCCUCCUGCUCCUCUCUCAGCCAACAUGGAAGAUGCUUCUCCCUCCUGCUCCUCUCUCAGCCAACAUGGAAGAUGCUUCUCCCUCCUGCUCCUCUCUCAGCCAACAUGGAAGAUGCUUCCCCCUCCUGCUCCUCUCUCAGCCAACAUGGAAGAUGCUUGCCCCCCCCUGCUCCUCUCUCAGCCAACAUGGAAGAUGCUUCCCCCUCCUGCUCCUCUCUCAGCAAACAUAGAAGAUGCUUCCCCCUCCUGCUCCUCUCUCAGCAAACAUGGAAGAUGCUUCCCCCUCCUGCUCCUCUCUCAGCCAACAUAGAAGAUGCUCCCCCCUCCUGCUCCUCUCUCAGCCAACAUGGAAAAUGCUUCUCCCUCCUGCUCCUCUCUCAGCCAACAUGGAAGAUGCUUCCCCCUCCUGCUCCUCUCUCAGCCAACAUGGAAGAUGCUUCUCCCUCCUGCUCCUCUCUCAGCAAACAUGGAAGAUGCUUCUCCCUCCUGCUCUUCUCUCCAUGGCUGCUUUUGUGGGACUUUCUGCAAAAGCCAACAUCCAAUCCUGAUUGUCCAUUCACUGGAUUACUAUGGCCAUCAUAAAUGAUCCCUCUCCUCUAAAGUACAGACUCUCUCUCCUCUGUGAAGCGGUUCGUUCUACACACUGGCUGUGUCUUACGUGGCUCACUAUUCACUAUAAAGUGUACUUCUUCUGGCCAAAGGUAGUGCACUAUAUAGGGAAUAGGGUUCCAUUUGGGACACACACACUGACUCAUGGUUUUACUUCAGCCAUCUUAACAAAACUAUUCUGCUUCUCUGGUUUUCAGAAGAAAUCUUCUAUCAGUCAGAUUUCAACUUGAAAAUACAGAACUGGUCCUCUGACUGGUGGUGAAUAAGGCAACCAUUAAUAAAUGAAAGUUCUGUUGAAUAAUAUGUACAGCUGUAGUGUGUUGUGUCAAAUGACACCCUAUUCCCUUUGUAGUGCACUACUUUUAACCAGAGCUCUGAUCAAAGGUAGUGCACUAUAAAGGAAAUGAACAGGGUUGUGUGUGUGUGUGUGUGUGUGUGUACGGGGGAUUGACUGACUGGAAAUAUGUUGUAUAGAUGUUUGAUAGUAAUUAUGUUUAUCUUGACGGUGAGCGUUAGAAACUUGGGGAGGCAAUCACUAACGUGUUACGAUUUGUUCCAUAACGUAGACUGAUUGUGUAAAAAAAUAAUAAUCAUUUAGGAUUGAAAAAUUCCAGUAACUUAACUGAAAUUCUCAGGUUUUUCCCUUAAUCCCUGUUGGGAGGAUUCCCUGGAUAUUCUGCAUAUUCACUCCUGAUCCAGGGAAAAUUCCAACCAGGGUUUAUGGAAAACCUGGGGAAUUUUGGGAAAGUUACUGUAAUUUUGCAACACUAGAACUACUUACUAUCUGACCUGGGUUGUGGAAGUUUACCUGAGUUGUGGGUAAAUGACACUUUUUGAAUGUAAUUAUUUUCCAAACUAACUGCUGUUCAUGACUUCUUGUCUAACUGGAAUAAAGGCCUCCAUUGAGAACCUCUAAAA